Ilyonectria robusta is the source of this 2088-nucleotide messenger RNA. RefSeq lists its product as uncharacterized. The record is from RefSeq and is a predicted model, not a curated record. The transcript has 2 exons. NCBI's taxonomy places the organism in Eukaryota, Fungi, Ascomycota, Sordariomycetes, Hypocreales, Nectriaceae. Gene Ontology annotation, molecular function: NADPH-hemoprotein reductase activity; FMN binding; flavin adenine dinucleotide binding. Gene Ontology annotation, cellular component: cytosol. Bases 1 to 2088 code for a protein of 695 amino acids.
AUGGCGGAAUCUAUCCCCAUUCACAACGCGAUCCUGGCCGUAAAGCCGGUCUGGCGUCAGCUCCAGAGAAAUUCUCAAUGGGACGAUGUCGUCGCGACCUUUCUUGCUUUGCUCGUCACUGUCUACGUCGCACGAGCUCGGAUCAAUGGCAAAGGUCCACACUUCCAUCUUUGGUUUGAAAGGCCUCAAGUGCAUCUAGAUUCCAAGAAGGCCGUUGCAGAGACCAAUAUCGCUCGAGUCUUGAGCGAAUCAGGCAAAGACGUCGUCAUCUUCUUCGGAUCUCAGUCGGGAACGGCACAGCGCUUGGCCUAUCACCUUGGCCAAGUAAUUGAUCGGCGCUUUUCGAAGCAAGUCCUCGUCGUAAACCUGUCAGACUACGAUAGUAGCUCUAUUGCUAUGAUCGAACGCCAGACACUGGUCAUCUUUGUUCUGUCGACUUUCGGCGAAGGCGACCCCCCGGACAAUGCUUUUGCUUUCUCCGAUUGGCUCACAUCUUCUCCGCCUCAAAACUGCCUGGAAGGCAUGAGAUUUGCCAUGUUAGGGCUGGGAAGCAGCAAGUACCUGUCCUACAACCAGUUUGCCAAACAGGCCAACGAGGCUCUGCUCAAGUUUGGCGCCCAGCCAAUCCUUGACCUCUGCCUUGCCGACGACGCUUUCGGAAUGGUAGAUGAAGAUUUCUUUAACUGGUCAACGGAUCUUUUCACAGUGUUUGUGGAAAAACUCAACAUUGCGGAGCAAGCUCGACCUUACACGCCAGCUUUAAAGAUCGAAUUCCUCGACGAGUCAACAACGGAUGACGAAUGGUACAUGCCUCUCCAUGGGAGUGAGGUCCAGAAAGCUACACGAUUGACCCCGGUGUCAUCCAUCAACUGUUUGCCUGUCAAAAAUAUCCGAAUGUUGACGGAGUCCCGCGACCGCAUGUCAAUCCACAUAGAUAUUGAUAUAUCGCGGCACGUGGAGUUAAAAUACAACACAGGUGACCACAUUGCCGUCUGGCCCGAGAAUACAGACGACGAGGUAGAGUCUCUGCGUGUUGCGCUGGGGAUCCCUCAGACCGACAUGAAAAAGCGGCUGAAUAUCGUUGGCCAGGCGACGGGUUCCUGGAAUCCUACCUGGGGCUCGACUUCCAUCCACGCAUCACUCAAAAGACGCAUGGAGAUCGCCGCGCCUGUCUCACGAGAGGUUAUCCGAGACUUGGAACAGUUUGCACCCUCCGAUGCGGCGAAAUCAGCCUUGCGGUCAAUAUCACGGGACAAGGAGACCUAUACACGGCAUCGUGCGUCGAAAAAGGUCACCUUGGCUUCCAUUCUACACCACGCAUCUCCUGACUGUCCUUGGAAAAUCCCUCUUUCAUUCCUUCUCGAGCGAGUCCCUGCACUAAAGCCCCGAUAUUACUCGAUCGCUUCAGCGUCUACUGUUCAACCUCGUCUGGUAUCUCUGACUGUGAGCGUUACUACGCUUCAGCUAGACAGCCCAAACGAAAUUAUCCAUGGCUUGACGUCGUAUUACCUACUUAGCAUGCUGAAUUCGCCAAAGGGCCCUUCCGGGGUGGGGAUGCCUAGCGAUGCACUUCGGACGGCAUAUUGUCACUUCCGUAAAUCCAAGUUUAGAGCACCCGUCUCUCCGUCUCAACCCAUGGUUAUGGUGGCUACCGGAUCUGGAAUCGCUCCGUUCAGAGGUUUUAUCCAGCAUAUUGUCAAGCAAUUCGAGCUCGGCAAGGAAAUCGGGUCGAUGGUUCUCUUCUUUGGUUGCAGGGCCCCAGAAGAACAACUCUACAAGGAAGAAUUCCAGGCCGCUGAGAAGACCCUGUGCGGACGGCUGCGGAUCAUCAUCUCGUAUUCGCGGGCCGGCACAGACAGAGGCUACAUCCAGGACAAGAUCAAAAGGAAACAUGAGCUUUUAGGGCAACUCCUCGUUGACGAGGAUGCUAACAUUUAUAUUUGUGGUUCAUUGAAGAUGUCCCAGGACGUACAAAAGGUUUUGCGCGACAUCCUCUGUCGCAGGCAGCAGUGGACAAACUCCGAGUUCACCAAUUUUGAAGCAAUGAAGAGGAGAACCAAGCGGUGGCAAGAGGACGUUUGGGGUUAG